ACCAUUAUAAAUUGAAAUCACUUCAAUCACCCUUCCUUCACAGGAUGGAGUCGGUAAGAGUGUUGUUUUCUACCUCACGUAACCAUAGUGAUGAUGACACGUGUACCAUGGAACACAUUAUCUUUAGCCCAGCCUGGAAAUAUGCCACCACGCACGCUUCUCCAUUGUUAUAAGAAUUUUUUGCUUUUUCUUGCUUCGUAUCAUGCGACCGACGAGGAUUUCUUGCUGAAUCUCAAUCGCAAACAAUCCACAAAGAGGGUGUCUGGUCCCCGUUCAAGAAAGAAAGAAAAAGGAAAAAAAGAUCCGUCCGUCCUUCAUGCUUGUUUUAUAUGGUUCUUGAGAUGCUGCUUUGUCCAGAUAUUGAGGAGUAGCCGUCCUCCUGAGAUCAUCGAUCAGAUCCAAAAAUGGGCUAUGUGGUGAUAGUGUCAUUACCUGUGAUACUAUUCAUCUUAAUAGUAGCCCUUGCAUUUUACCUUCUUGGCAGGGCUCGGGGUCGAAGUGAAGCAGCCAGAAUUCCCCAGUAUCAUGGGCCUCCUGCCCCUCCCGCCCCUCCUUUCCAACCCCAGCCUCCGCCACAGGAGAAGCCAUCGCCGUCUCAUGUUUAGAAUUCAGAGUUGGUGUAAAUUAAUAGUCUCUGUGUGUGCUUUUCCUAUAAGCAACGGUUUAACUUAACAUGGAUGCCUGAGCAGUGAGCAAAGAACUAUUCUUUAAUUUGUAACAAAAAGAAAAAAACUUUUAUUUUAUGCAUUGUAGAAUACUAAAUAUAUAAACUAAUAUUGGUGUUUGUUACUAUAAAUUAAAGUUGAUUUCUCAUUGUGAAGCA
Messenger RNA from Populus nigra (black poplar), 823 nucleotides. RefSeq lists its product as uncharacterized. The transcript has 3 exons. The coding region runs from base 91 to 420 and encodes 109 amino acids. The record is from RefSeq and is a predicted model, not a curated record. NCBI's taxonomy places the organism in Eukaryota, Viridiplantae, Streptophyta, Magnoliopsida, Malpighiales, Salicaceae.